Alligator mississippiensis (American alligator) is the source of this 3438-nucleotide messenger RNA. Its product is annotated as deoxyribonuclease-1. Lineage: Eukaryota; Metazoa; Chordata; Crocodylia; Alligatoridae. The transcript is spliced from 8 exons. Bases 1499 to 2470 code for a protein of 323 amino acids. Gene Ontology annotation, cellular component: nucleus. Gene Ontology annotation, biological process: DNA catabolic process. The record is from RefSeq and is a predicted model, not a curated record. Gene Ontology annotation, molecular function: DNA nuclease activity.
AUAUGGCACAGUGUAUAAGUUGAGUUUCAUUUUUAAGACCCAAAAAUUGGACUUCAAAACCUGACUUAUACACAACGAAAUAUGGUAUGUUUUAGUAGUGGCUGAUUAUUUUUCCAAGUGGGCAGAAGCAUACCCUCUCUCUGAUCAGGAGGCUAAGACUGUGGUGAAGGUAUUUGUUGAGAGAUUUGUGUGCUACCAGGUACGUCUACAUGAGAUGCUAUGUUGCCAUAGUGAUGAACUACAGUGACGCAGCUCAUUACUAGGGAGAUGUAGUGUGAGCAGGCACGAACCGUGAUGCUGACGCUGCUGUUCAGUAGCAAUGAGCUACUUCUUAGUAGCUUGUUGCUACUAUGUAGUAGGGUUGGAAAUGACUCGUGUGCCAUCAGGACUGUGCAGUAAUGAUGGUUAGUACUAAAGCAAGUACUAAAUGAUUGCAGUAAAGACUGCACAGUUGGGGGCAUGUGUAGACACACCCACCAUGGUGUACCUAGAUCCCUACACACUGACCAGGGAAGAAAUUUUGAAUCUCAACUGUUUCAUCAUGUAUGUGACCUUUUGGAAAUCAGCAAAACCUGCACCAUGCUGUAUGACCCCCAAUCUCAUGGAUUAGUGGACAAUUCAACUGCACUCUGGUUGACAUGCUGUCCUCCCUGAUCAAAGACAAUCAAGAGUGGGAUGAGUUACUCCCUUAUGUCAUGAUAGCUUACUGGAGCAGAGUGCAGUCAUCUACGGGAUAUAUACCAUCUAUGGUAUUCUUUGGAUGGGAGAUUUACCUGUCUAUUGUUGUCUCUGAAGUAAAUAUUUCACAAGAAUUUAACAAACCAGCUGAAUAUUUUACAAAGAUGGCUGGCUAUCUAAGUUCAGUUAGCCAAGCUGUUAAGAGACAUCAAGUUGCAGCCACACAAAGCCACUGGCCAGACAGUCCUUGACACAACAUUGGCUGGUUAUUUGCUGUUGUCAAGUGCUUGGAAGGAGCUGAUUGGAAACACAGCAAGGCAGGUGGAGAUGCACAAUAAUUCAGAGCUGGGAACAUAUGAGAACUGUCUUCCUCAUCUUAUAUUUAAAACAAGCUCCUGGAGAUGCCACAAAAGGAGUGCAAUUACCUCCAGGGGCUCAGGAACAUCCUUAGGGAGACUGGUUUGUUGUACAUGACAACCCUGUUCAGCACUGGCAACACGUAGCGGGUGCACAUGGGUGCAUAUGCAACCUCUUAGCAUGGCAUUGCACCUCCUGUAAAAAGGUGCUCCUGACACUGUUGGCGGCGCCUGCAGGCAGUCACCGCUCGUCACUCCCCGCCCUUGCUGCUGCCACCGCCGGCAGUGUCUGCAGGUGGUCAUCAACCACCAGUCAGUGCUCACCACCCUUUCUCCCCACCACCGACAGUGCCGUGGCUGCCUGUGGGUGCUCACCGCUUGCCUCUACCACACUCCUGCCGCUGACAGCACUGCUGCUGCCUGUGGGAGCUCGCUGUGCCCUCCCCAGCCUCUGGGGGCAUGUGAUGUUCGUUCAUGCUGUCCGGCACUGGGAGGUAGGGAAUAUGCAGUGUGCUGCCAUGUCUGCCACUCUAACCUUUCACCCCAGCACUUUGGACUUUGGUUUCCUUUUUCCCUUCAGGAUGGGAGCCAUGAAGUUGGUGUUGUCCUUGCUGACUGUGGCUUACCUGCUGCACACAGCUGCCACGCUGAGGAUCAGUGCUUUUAACAUCCGGACGUGUGGAGACACUAAGUUGUCCAAUGAGACCAUUGCAGGAAUUAUUGUCAAUAUAUUGUCAAUGUAUGACCUCAUUACGGUGCAGGAGGUCCGGGACUCUGACCUCAGUGCUGUGAAGAAACUGAUGAACAAGCUCAACAGAAUGUCACCGCAUCUAUACAGCUAUGUGGUCAGCCUGCCCCUGGGGAGAACCUCCUACAAGGAACAGUACCUCUUCAUUUAUAGGACAGGGAUGAUGUCUGUUGUGGACAGUUACUAUUAUGAAGACGGCUGUGAAUCCUGCAUGAAUGACACCUUCAGCAGAGAGCCCUUCAUCGUGAAGUUCUCUUCUCCUCACACAGAGGUGAAGGAAUUUGUGCUGGUGCCUCUGCAUGCGUCCCCCAAUGAGGCUGUUGCAGAGAUUGAUGCCCUCUACGAUGUCUACUUAGAUGUCAUCAGCAAGUGGGCGACAGAUAAUAUUCUCUUCCUGGGAGACUUCAAUGCUGGCUGCUCCUAUGUCAGCCCUGAGGACUGGGCCUCCAUCCGCCUGCGCACCAACAGAGCGUUCCAGUGGCUCAUUCCUGACAGUGCUGACACCACUGUGUCACACACUGUCUGUGCCUAUGACCGGAUUGUUGCAAGUGGCUCUGAGAUGAAAAGCUGUCUGAUUCCUGAGACUGCCCAUGUCAACAACUUCCAAAGGGCUUUCAACCUGCAGUACAAGGAUGCCCUGGCAGUCAGCGACCAUUUCCCUGUGGAGGUGACCCUGAGGUCUUUCUGAGACUUGCUUAUUCCUCUCUCCUUCCAUCUACCAAUGGCUGUGGCUACCAAGAAAACUGCCUCUACCACAUGCAAAUUCUCUGCCAGGCACUGCUACUUGUAGUUGCAACUCCUUCACAUGAACUCCCAGGACUGCAUCUCAGUAUCCAGGACUACAGGCAAACACCUGUCCUCCUGUCAGCCAACAGCAGCUUCUGAUAGUUUCAUGCCUCAUCUAACCCAGCAUUUCUUAACCCAUGGGUCUCAACUCAAAAGUGGGUCACAAGAAUAUAUGAAAGGGUCCUGAAUCAACUUAAAAAAUUGAUUUUCCUUUAAAGGAGAAAAACAUGGGAAACCAUGGCUUCUCCCUUGCAGUCUGGCAGAGUUCCAGCCAAUGAAGGGCUGCUAGGGGCCUCCCCAGGCCCCACACACCCAACCCCUGCCCCACACAUGAGGGGGCAGCAGGUUAGGAGUGAGGGGCACUGGGUUGGGACUGGCUACUGAUGUUUACAAAUGGGUCCUGAUACAAAAAAAGUUGAGAACCUAUUAUAGUCCAUUAGCAUUCCCUGCUGCAUACCUGAAUGAUAGGCACACCUGUUCCUUCAUAUAGCUAGUAAGCUAUUGGGAUUUGCUCUUGGGAUUGCUUGGAGAAAAAUGUUGGAGGCAACGGUGGAGGGGAGGUGAUCUUAUGGUAAUUUUAGAAGUGCCUGGUGAGCUGGUAGAAGCCAACUCAAGAUUUUAUUCUUCAGUCUCAUGGUAGGAUAUUUUCCCCCUUAAAUCAACUCCUGGAGUCAUGUCAUUAAAAUAAUUAGUUUCUAGUCCUUGUGUUUGUGGAGAAAAGUUUGAUGCUGUGACCAUCCAAGGCUCAAACCCAGCAUUUACUGCUCUUAAUAUCUCAUGAUUUUAAACCAGCGUCAUGAUUAGGGGGGCCUGACCUGAAGAGCACUUUGUGCCUGAAAGCUUGACCAAUAUCUUUCCCAGUUGGCCUAA